This is a messenger RNA of Cladophialophora psammophila CBS 110553, 4686 nucleotides long. RefSeq lists its product as uncharacterized. Gene Ontology annotation, cellular component: cytoplasm; nucleus; RISC complex. The record is from RefSeq and is a predicted model, not a curated record. NCBI's taxonomy places the organism in Eukaryota, Fungi, Ascomycota, Eurotiomycetes, Chaetothyriales, Herpotrichiellaceae. Gene Ontology annotation, molecular function: DNA binding; RNA binding; ATP binding. The transcript has a single exon. The coding region runs from base 1 to 4686 and encodes 1561 amino acids. Gene Ontology annotation, biological process: siRNA processing.
AUGGUGGAAGCCGAUCAGCACGCCGCCGUAGAGGCAGGGGCCUCUAUAAGUGAUCUCGAUCAGUCUCCGCCAGACGACCUCACAGACUCUAGCAACGAAUCUGACUCCGAGAACACCAGUUCAGACGGUCAGACAGACCAGGAGACCAACAAGGCGACUCUCAAUAAAUAUAUCAUUACUCACGCUGAUGACGACGACGAGACCCACACAUCCAACCUUCCCGAGAACGAACAGUCAAAGAGCAUUAUCGCUCAAGCCCGAGAAUACCAGCAAGAACUCUUUGAGAAGGCCAAAGAAGAGAACGUGAUCGCUGUUCUGGACACCGGGAGUGGAAAAACCCUCAUUGCUGCGCUCUUGAUCAGACAUUACCUGCAACAGGAACUCAUUGAUCGAAGUCAUGGCAAACCAGCAAAGAUUGUCUUCUUCCUUGUCAACAGCGUCCCCCUCGCUCGACAACAGGCCCGCUUCCUCUCCAACAAUCUGCCACAGAAGGUCAUUCCCCUCUUCGCCGAUGCCUCGGACGAUCUGUGGAAGAAGGCAGAAUGGGACAAGAUUUUUGCGGAAAACAGCGUCAUUGUGUGCACAGCUGCGGUGCUGGACUCGUGCCUGAUGCACUCAUACCUGAAAAUAGGUCAGAUCUCACUUCUUGUUGUCGACGAAGCCCACCACUGUAAGAAGGACCAUCCAUAUUCGACAAUCAUUCGAGACCACUACAUCAGGUGGAAAGGUGACAGACCUCGUAUUUUCGGCAUGACAGCGUCCCCUAGCGACUCAAAGCGAGAUAUUGACAAAGCUGCGGAGGAUUUGGAAGCUUUACUGCAGAGUAAGAUCGUGACCACGAAUGAUAUGUCCGUCUUCGAUUUCGCACCUCGAGCCGAGGACGUCAGAUGGUACUAUCCUCCACUGAAUGCAGGAUUCGAAACUGGUCUAUAUUCGCAACUCUUGCCAUUAUGUGGCUUCCUCGAAGAUCUAGCGCCAUACUUCCGUUUCGCUCGCAUGGCUUCUGGACAACUUGGCGCUUGGGCAGCAGACAAAAUCUGGCAGUACGCCUUCCCAGCAUCUGAGAGCGAAUCAGCCGUCAUUCUUCGAAAAUUUGAACGAAGCCCAGUUUACACUGAGAUGACUGAGAACGAGAGACGACUGGCAGCUUUAGAUUCUGUCCGUGAGGCCAUUUCAGUCGUCCAAAAUCAUCCCUUCGGGCCUCUAGAGAUCGACUCGGACCAGGCUGUAUCUUCUAAAGUGAGAAAGCUAUAUGUCGAGCUCAAAGAGCGCUUUUCGAUUGCCGCUACGACUCGGUCAAUCGUAUUUGUCGAGGAAAGAUUGACGGCGCUCAUUCUCUGCGACAUGUUCAAGUCACUCAGUCUCCCGAAUCUACGGCCGGGCGUCCUCAUGGGUAGGGCCUUAGCUUCGAACCUAAAAGGUUCGUGGAAAGAUCAAGAGGCAGUCAUGGAGAAGUUCCGCACCGGCAUCAUCAACAUUAUAUUUGCUACCAGUGUUGCUGAAGAGGGCAUUGAUAUUCCCCAAUGCAACAUGGUGAUCAGAUUCGAUCUGUAUAAAACCCCAAUUCAGUACAUGCAAAGUCGUGGCCGGGCUCGGAUGAAGGGCUCUAUUUUUGUCCACAUGAUCGAGGAAAAUAAUCAGUCCCAGGAAGCAGACGUCAAUUUUGCCAUUGCCCAAGAUGACUAUAUACGACGGUGGUGUCAACAGCGUCCUCCUGAUCGACUAUUGGGCCGCGGCUCGAAACUGAAACAGCUCAUGGCUAAAGACGCAAGUUGUCGAAGUUUCCAAACUUCUUCUGGCGUCCUUGCGAACUACUCCAAUUCCCUUUUGCUCCUGAGUCGGUAUGCAGAGUCCUUGAAGAAGAUCGGUGGCGCCUCGUCAGAAGUGUACGAGGAGAUGAUAGGUGUCGAAGAAAACAUGUUUCAGUACAAGGUCAUACUUCCUGUCACCAGCGACCAGCGCACUGCUGCAGUCAAGGGCGCCAAAGGCGAGCCGCGCACAAAUAAGGUGCUCGCGAAGCGGUCCGCUGCAUGGCGUUGCCUUUUCAAAUUACGCAAAGCACAACUGUUGGACGAGAAUCUCAACAGCAUCUUCUUCAAAGCCAAGCCAGCUAAUCUGAAUGCCAAAACCGCCGUUCCCGACCAUAAGGACAGCUACGACAAGAAGGUGAAACCGGAUUUCUGGGUUGGGAGUGGUGCAACAUUGUCAACGCUACCAAUGAAACUCUUUGUCACGCGUGUCUCUGUUGAGCCAAAAUCACCAUCCUGGAGCACUGAUGGCUUGCUACUGCUGACGCGUGCAUCUCUUCCAGAUAUUCCCACAUUUUCCGUCUAUGUAGACGACAAUGUUGAGAAAAAGGUCACAUUUAAGCGAUUCAUUCAACCAGUGGCAGUAACGGCGGACCAGAUCGAGUCUUUGACGACAUUUACUCUUCGUGGGGUGUUCUACGAUUUCUUUAAUAAAUUCUUUGCUCACAAAUCGACAUCUAUGAGCUACUGGCUAGCACCCCCCGCCAGGGGAGAUCUGAAAGACACCUUUGAGUCUAUUGUCAAUAUGGACGAGCUUUUGGCCGCGCAACUCACUGAACGCCAGAGAUGGAAGCCAUUUGCAAGCGCGACAGAGGCACAAGAAAACGCAGAGAAAUGGUGCAACGCAUUUCUCAUCGAUCCAGGAAGCGGAAAAUGGCGUUAUUUCACAGGUGACGUCUUGCGAGGAAAAUCUAUCUGGGACCCUAUUCCAGAUAGUGCAAAGGCCAUUCAGAAGAGAUUCAAGAACACCAUUAUUGAAUUUUCUGACAGCACGUGGGGAGCAAACAGAAAAAAUGCCGAAUCUGUUGCUAAGAUGUAUGAUCCAAAUCAACCUGUGUUGGUCGCUAAGGUUGUCACAGCCGGUCGAAAUUUCUUAGAGGAAUGCCCCAAAGAUCGAAAACGGUAUGCCAUGUGUCACAUUGCCCCCCAACCGCUGGAACUUGGUCGAAUAUCGUGCUCGGUGGCCCAAACUUGUCUACUGUGGCCUUCUAUCCUGCAUCGCUUGGAAAGCUACCUGAUCGUCGGGGAAGCACUCAAGAAGCUUGAUCUGAUCGAGGUGCCUCUAGACCUUGGUUUAGAAGCUUAUACGCAAGAGGGCCAUACCAAGGCGGACGGCGCCGAAACCGAGUCACGAAGUCUGGAUUGCCGUGAUGUUGAACUUCAACUCGGCAAGAAGGAGCCAGAGGCGGCUAUGAAUUAUGAGCGAUUGGAAUUCAUUGGAGACGUUCUCCUCAAGAUGAUGACCACUAUCACAGUUUACAACCGCACAACGUGCGACGAAGAAGGCAUGCAUUGCAAGCGUAUGGACCUGCUCUCCAACAGCCGGUUGUGCACCACUGCGUCUGCUCCCCACUACGAGCUUUUUCGCUACAUCCGCUCUGCAAAUGAUCAUUGGCGUGACACAUGGUACCCUGAAUUCUUGGAGCUGGAGAGAGGUCGAGUCAUCAAACUGACAGACAAACACCGCAAGCAAGCGCUAGGGAAAAAGACCAUAGCGGAUGUCUGUGAGGCAACUAUUGGAGCAUGUAUCAUGAGCAGUCGUCACUUGCCCACGGAGGAGAAGCUCGAUCUCGGGAUCAAGGCGAUCACUAAAUUUGUGGAACAUCCUGAUCACGCUAUCAACUCCUGGAGAGAGAUUCUUCCAAUGUACAAACCGGCGCCUUGGGUCGCAGAAAUGAACGACCCGAUUGCCAAUGAUUAUGCCGAUAAGCUCUUCGAGGCCACCGGCUAUCGGUUCAAGAAUCCACGUCUUGCGCGUUCAGCGUUUACCCACUCGUCUGACCAGCACUCGCCAGUUCAAAAUCUUCAACGACUCGAAUUUUUGGGUGAUGCUUGCCUAGAUUGGGUUUGCGUGUGGUGGUUGUUUUCCACUAACUCGACUCGUGGUCCUCAAUGGUUAACCGAGCACAAAAUGGCCAUGGUAUCGAAUAAAUUCCUCGCCGCCUUGGCGGUUAUUCUGGGAUUCAACAAGUGUCUCUACGCUCAUAGUAUUGCCGUCUGCACAGAUGUAGCCAGCUAUGCAUCCGCAGUCCAAGAGGCCUGGGGGCAAGAGAACGUGAAACCCGACUUCUGGACACGAGUUGCACCCGAACGCCAUGUACCAAAGGUCCUAGCUGACCUAGUGGAGAGUUACUUGGGCGCUGUGCUUGUCGACUCCGGCUUCGACUUGCGGGAGAUCGAGAAUUUCUUCGAGAAGCACGUCAAAUGGUUCUUUCAGGAUAUUGAGGCCUACGAUACCUUUGCAAACCGUCAUCCAACUACCUACCUUUACCGUCUGCUUGAGCAAGAAUUUCGAUGUCGAAAAUGUUCACUAAUUGCGACCGAAAACAGUUUCCAGCCCACCACAAACACCUCUCGAGAUAAUGGUCACGAUGAUGAUGAAGACGCUGGGGGAAGAGGAGAAAAUGGUGACGAAGCUGUCUCUGGAGUGAUGGUGCAUGUAGCAUGGUUCGUGCACGGAAACAUGGUGGCAGUGGACAAAGGAACGGGAGAGAAGUACGCCAGGGUCCGAGCGAGUCGGGCUGCCUUGAAGAAACUGGGCAAAUUGAGUGUCGACCAAUUUAGGAGAGAUUGGGGCUGCGAUUGUGCGAGCAAAGAGAAGAAUAGUGAACACGAUGCCAAGGACGAGGCUGUGGACGGGAGUGUUGGCGAAGAAUAG